Haemorhous mexicanus (house finch) is the source of this 1361-nucleotide messenger RNA. RefSeq names its product 40-kDa huntingtin-associated protein-like. The transcript has a single exon. NCBI's taxonomy places the organism in Eukaryota, Metazoa, Chordata, Aves, Passeriformes, Fringillidae. The record is from RefSeq and is a predicted model, not a curated record. Gene Ontology annotation, cellular component: early endosome. Gene Ontology annotation, molecular function: protein binding. The coding region runs from base 34 to 1101 and encodes 355 amino acids. Gene Ontology annotation, biological process: vesicle cytoskeletal trafficking.
GGCGCGACUCGUCAGUUCCGCGCUGGGCCCGCGAUGCUGUCGGCGGGCGGCGGCUCCGGCCCCGGGGGGGCGGGCGGCUCCGGGCCGGGGCUCGGCGGCGACGGCGAUUUCCUUUCGCGGUACCGGUUGGUGUCGGCCAAGCUGCGGCGGCGGUUCCUGCGGAAACCGAACGUGGCGGAGGCGGCGGAGCAGUUCGCGGCGCUGGCGCGGGAGCUGCGCGCCCAGGAGAGCCUGCCCUACGCCGCCUGGUGCCAGCUGGCCGUGGCGCGCUGCGCCCAGAGCCUGUUCCACGGCCCGGCCGAGGCGGCCGCGCUGGCCGAGGCCGCGCGGCUCUUCCUGCGCCAGGAGCGGGACCUGCGGCAGCGCCUGGGCUUGCGCGGCGGCUUCGGCGAGCACGUGGCGGCGGCGCAGAGCUGCGGGGCCUUCGCCGCCCGCCUGCACCUGGAGCGGGGACAGCCCGCGCUGGCGGCCGGGCCAUGCCUGGAGCUGGCGGCAGCGCUCCGCGACACGGGACAGCCCGCCCGCGCCGCCGCGCCCCUGCAGCGGGCGGCGGAGCUGCUGACAGCGGCGCGGCUGCCGCUGCAGGCUCUGCGCUGCCUGGCCGAGCGCGCCUCCUGCCUGCUGCUGGCCCGCGACUACGCCGGGGCGCUGGCCGCGCUGACGCGGGCGCAGGCGCUGGCCGGGGCCGGGCUGGGCGGUGCGGCCGGGGCCGGGGCCGCGCCCGGCGGCGCCUUCCUGGACGUGCUGGCGCGCUGCGAGGUGUCGCGGGUGCUGCUGCUGCUCCUGCUGCAGCCGCCGCCCGCCAAGCUGCUGCCCGAGCACGCCCGCACGCUGGAGCAGUACUGCUGGGAGGCGCCCGACGGCGGACCGGGCACAGGGAGCGGCUCCGGGACGGGCGGGGGACUGCCGCCGGCCGCCAGCUACCUGCCGGCCGAGCUGUUCCUGCUGCUGCAGUCGGCAGUGCUGGCGUGCCAGGAAAAGGACGCGGAGGCGCUGAAGGCGCUGCAGGCCGAGCUAUGGCCGCUGCUGAGCGCCGAGCAGAACCAUCUGCUGCACCUGGUGCUGCAGGAGAUGCUGAGCCCCGCCGGACAGGGGCUCUGAGCGCCGCCGCCCGCAGGGACAGGUCGGACUGGUCGCUUCAGCCACCUCCAGUACAGACUCUAUUAUUCCGUUAUUUAUUUUUAGAACGAGUUGAAGUAAUGGUUGGUGAGAGAAUGCGUUCAUCUACACAUAUGCCUUGUGUCAUAGUAAACUGCUCACUGUAUGUACUGAAAGUUGUCAUGCUUGGAAAAAGUGUAACCCUAAAGCAGAAUGGCCAUUUCAGGGCAGAAGGAAGCUGUUCAUUAAAAGAUUGGCUGCAA